UCUAUGGAUAAUUGUAACAUAUCUAAAGUAUUGUAUCUAUCUUUUCAGAGUUCUUUAAAGAAAAGCUAAAAAAUAAAAUAAAUAUAUGAAAUCUACAAUAUUAAAAAUAAAGAAAUAUAAAUUAUUAUAAUUUCAUGUGCACUUUCUGCGUGUAUCGAUAAAUCAUGGAUCAAUAUUUUAAAAGCUACGAAGAAUUUGAUGUUCAUCACUUAAUGCUUAGCGAUAAUGCACGUGUUUUAGCAUACAAAACUGCUAUUUUUAAUUGCAAAGAAAAAUUUCAAGAUAAAAUAGUAAUGGAUGUUGGUGCUGGCUCAGGUAUAUUAUCAAUUUUUUGUGCUCAAGCUGGUGCAAAAAAGAUUUAUGCAGUAGAAGCAAGUAUGCUAGCAAGGACUAUCGAACAAGUGUUGGUAGAAAAUAAUGUACAAAACAAAGUUGAAGUUAUUCAUUGUAAGGUAGAGGACAUCUGUCCAAGUAAUGUGGAAAAAGUAGAUAUAAUUGUUUCAGAAUGGAUGGGUUUUUAUUUAGUACACGAGGGGAUGUUAGAUUCUGUACUUUAUGCUAGAGAUAAUUUCUUACGAGAGGAUGGUUUAUUAUUUCCAUCCGUUGCAAAAUUAUAUGCUUCACCGUGUCAGUUACCAUCUAUGUAUGAAUUUUGGGAUGAUGUGUAUGGAGUCAGUAUGAGAUGUAUUGGGAAAGAGUAUAGAAAAGUUAAAUCCGAAAAGCCAGAAAUACUACUCCUAAAUCGAAAUGACCUUCUGGCAGAAGGUAAAUUACUCGCUUGGUUAGAUUUGAACUGUGUGUCUAUGGAAGAAAUAAAUCUGCUAGGUGGAGAAGAUUAUGUGUCAGUAUGUGAAAAGGAUGGAAAAUUUCAAGGGAUAUGUAUUUGGUUUACGGUGGAAUUUCCAGAUGGCUCAGAAUUAUCUACAGGGCCUUGCAAUGAAGCAACACAUUGGAAGCAAACUGCAAUUGUUUUGCCAACAGAUAUAGAAGUAUUACAACAUCAACCUGUAGCCUUUAAAUUGACAUUUGAAAAAGAUGCAUUGAAUUCAAGAUGUUAUAAUAUAAAAUUAAUAUUAUUGGACGCAGAAGAGAUAGAACACGAUAUUCCAUGUAAUUGUCAUAUGACAAAAUGCAUAGUAACAAAAACGUAUAUUGAAAGUCAAUCAAAUGAAGAAAGUGUUUAGCCAAUAUGAAAUAUAUGUAUAAAUAUAUGUAACAAAAAA
Ooceraea biroi (clonal raider ant) is the source of this 1223-nucleotide messenger RNA. RefSeq names its product Arginine methyltransferase 8. The record is from RefSeq and is a predicted model, not a curated record. Lineage: Eukaryota; Metazoa; Arthropoda; Insecta; Hymenoptera; Formicidae. Gene Ontology annotation, biological process: peptidyl-arginine methylation, to asymmetrical-dimethyl arginine; chromatin remodeling. Gene Ontology annotation, molecular function: protein-arginine omega-N asymmetric methyltransferase activity; protein-arginine omega-N monomethyltransferase activity; histone methyltransferase activity. Gene Ontology annotation, cellular component: nucleus.